Molecule: messenger RNA, 987 nt
Organism: Nerophis lumbriciformis (worm pipefish)
Lineage: Eukaryota; Metazoa; Chordata; Actinopteri; Syngnathiformes; Syngnathidae
Source: RefSeq, a predicted model, not a curated record
AUGUCAAUUAACGGACUACGAAAGAGUUCGCAGCAGCAAGUUGAUGGAGCGCGAAGUCGUACUCCAUUUGACCUUCUACAAGAGCAUAUGGAGGACAUACUAGGGACUGGAGGGGUCCUGAAGGAAGUGGUCCACCCCGGAGAUGGCCCCCUUGUGCCCACAAAUGCUUCAGUGUUAAUGCAUUACUCUGGUUUCUUGGAAUAUUCGGACCUGCCGUUUGAGACCACCACUCGCUCCAAGCAUGCCCAGUUUUUCAAGCUGGGCCGAGAUGUGACUCUGAUCGGAAUGGAGCUGGGCCUGCUGACCAUGCGCAAAGGCGAGUUCUCACGCUUCCUGCUGCAGCCGCAUUACGCCUACGGAGACCUGGGCUGCCCGCCAUUCAUCCCUGCCGCCUCCCGUGUUUUGUUCGAGAUCCAGCUAGUAGAAAUUCUAGACUCGGGAUUAGUGGACCAGUUUUUCCAAAUGACUGCUGAGGAGCAGAACGAGGUUCCCUUGUCCAAACUGCUGGAAGCGGUCAAGACACUGCGCACUUUGGCUAACCGAUGCUUCAAGCAGAAUCGCUAUGAUAAAGCCAAAGAGCACUACAAGAAAGCAUUGGAGUUGCUGGACAACAGAGUGAUGCACAACGACGUCGAACAUCAGGAGGUCCAGGCGGCGCUGUUGCCUCUUUUUCUCAAUCUGUCCUUCACUGCUCUGCGUCUGGAAAACCCGCAGAAAGCGCUCAAGUACGCCAAAAGCGCUCUGGAUGUGGACUCUACCAGCACUAAAGCGCUUUACCGCUGCGCGCAGGCAUACGCGGAGCUACGAGACUUCGAGAGCGCUCACUGUUGCCUCAUCAAGGCCCAGGCCAAGAGGCCGUUUGAUGAGGACCUCAAUAACCUUCUGAAGAGAGUCACCCUGUGCUGCAAAGACAAUUUGGACAAAGAAAAAGACUUCUGCGCCAAAAUGUUUCCAGGCUUUCAGAACAGUCGACUGACAUGGAGAUGA